AUGAUUCACCGGUACAUCAGGAGGCCAUUUAGAGCGUUUCAUACAGUCAAGAGCUCAGUCAAUUCACGCUGGGUCUAUCUCAAUACAGCACUAACAAGGUGCAUCCUUGCGAUGAGCGAUCUCCAGCUCGCCACCGGUAUUGGCAUACUUAUCAGUGGCUAUGCGCAGCUUCGCUGUGGCCUUUCGUGCUACCACUGGCUGGUCAUAGGUCGUCUCGCCUGGUUCUCAAGUCUUACACAUCUUUCAUGCCUGACCCUUUUGAGGAACUAUCUCCACAAUCGAAAGUCUGAACGUCAGUGGAGACUAGCUCUGAUGUUGGUACUUAUCAUUAUGCUGAUUACUGCCAUUGUUCCCACUGGACGGUAUGAUUGGACUCUUGACUUUGAAUUUGAUAUCCACUCCAGCGACGAUAGUCCACGGCCGAGCGAGUAUGCCAUCUGCUGGUUUUCCACCCUGCCCCCCGCAUACCCUUUUGGCACACUUUUGUCCAUGGUCGUACUAGUUUUACUGGCUGGGCUAGGGUUUAUAAUCCGAGCCAUCAAGCUUCAUAAGCCUCUGUCUGACCUGCUCGUCAAGACGAGGACACGUAUAAGCGAAGGCUUGCGCCGCCAGCUGUGGAUGUUAUAUCGGUGCAAGACACGCCGGAGAGGGCUGCCGCGCUUUACAGGGAAUGCUCUAUAUUAUCCAGCAUUGGCAUUAUUCCUAUCAUUGCGCCUCUUUGCCGACCAUUUUUCCUCAAUGUUCUUUGAGGUAUUCUGGCUACUUGCCAGUUUCCUCAUUGGCUUGUGGAGCUUGCUAAGGGCUAUACAUAUUUUUGACCCAGAUCCCGAUUUUCUAGGACUCUUUGACGACGUGAGCACUAAUAAAUGGAGCUUUGGGCAGGUCAUGCCCGUUAUUCUUCUUGCCCUUCCUCUGAUCGCUAUACUUGAGUCUUUUUACCCAGACAAUCAGGCUGGUGUUUCCUCAAAUGUGGGUACAGCUCCAACCGAUAAUAUAUCCAAUAGCGCACCCACAAUGAUCGGGAUACCAAACAUGCCUCCAACGGUCAAUCGCUCGACGCUGAAUCCAGACCACAACUACUACCGCUAUACAACUGUAAUGGGAGCAGGGACUGCGUAUAUUCUGCUCUGUGAACUCGGAUUACUGUUAUUGGCCCUGGUCUAUGGGCUUGGUACCACGCCGGUGUUGGCUGCAACUGCCCUAGGACUGGGGUGUAUAACUCCGCUUAUUGGGCUAUGGGCCACUGUACUUGUUUCAUUUCCAAUAGAGCUGCUUGCGAGCAGGAAAGGCAGAUCCCGGUACUUGAGGCUCUUACAGCCAGCGAACGUGGUGUUGAUUUCCUGUGUUUCUGGAGGGUUGAUUUUUGUACUCUCCUUUUUCGGUGUGUAG
Messenger RNA from Aspergillus puulaauensis, 1389 nucleotides. RefSeq lists its product as uncharacterized. Bases 1 to 1389 code for a protein of 462 amino acids. The transcript has 4 exons. The record is from RefSeq and is a predicted model, not a curated record. NCBI's taxonomy places the organism in Eukaryota, Fungi, Ascomycota, Eurotiomycetes, Eurotiales, Aspergillaceae.